CGUCGUCGUCGUCGCCAUGUUUCUCAGUUGGGAAAAGACAACGGGAUCAUCGGAAAGUGUCGAAUCUUGGCAGCGAAACACGUACUGAACCUUGCAUGAAUUUUCCAUUAUUGUGGCCUGAAAAGAUUUCUAAGCAACGGUGUUGAAAAAAGUACUGUUUAAAAAUCAAUGUUAGCCAUAAAUUGUGUGGUUUGUUUGAAGUUUUUAAUUUUGGCUGCAUGCAAGUUCUGUUUUUCGGGGUGUAAUGUUGGAUCGAAAAAGUGCGUUUGUGUCAUGUCCAUAAGAUAGAAAUUUUCCCAUUUUAGACAUGGAUUAAUUGAGGAAAAGUGCAUGCACUAAAUUUAUGUUUGAAAAGUCGGAAUCGGUGUGGUCUGCGAGCUAAAUUCGUAGAAAGAAAGAAAAAAAAUGUGAGUGCAAUACUUUGGUAAUAUUUUUUUCUGUAAUAAGAAGCAACAGUGAAGAAAAAGGCGAGCCGAAGGGAGAGAGAGAGAGAAAGAAGGAAAAAAGGCAAAAGGUUCAUCACGCAUAGAACAGAGGAAAAAAAAAUCAGGGGCCGUGUUUGAUCAGAUUUUGAUUCUGAACCACACGAAAAAUUGGGAAGAAGUUGCGUACAUGGUGUGCGAAGAAUCGUAUACGAAAGAAAAAGGUGGUCGACCAGGAAUAAAGAAGUCGAAAUCUUUUAACGAAUGAAGGAAGCAAGGAGAGGUCACAAAAAAGUUGGAACAAACGUGCUAGUGGAAGUUCUCGUUGCGGGUGGGAAACGCAAAAGGAGGCGCGGCCAUUCGACGAGGAAGGUGGUAUGGAAAAAUUGUGCCCCCGUUAUGAUGUAGCGAAAGAGGUGUGGAGAGAGCUGCUUUAUUGAAGAUUUGAGCCGAACAGCCGGAGGAGCCGAGACAAGGAAGGGAAAAAAGGGGGCUGCAUUGGAUGAUAUCUCAGUGUUAUGUGUGCGGGGUUCAAAGUGCUAAUUGCUAUUAUAUCAACGACAACAGCCGAAAAAGGAAAGAAAAUAGAAAGAUGACGAUGCAACGGUCCUCUAGUGUUGGCGGAAAUGGCUGCAGGAAAGUGUCUUUGUUUUGAAAUCCCGACCGCCACGAGACUGUGGAGGAGGACUGGUGAAAAUUCCUGUCGCCUUUUAAUUAGGACAUUAGGACGAGUGUGCUAGGUGGUGCAUUACUCCGACAGGCGACUAAAAUACUGGUGGCGCAAGACGGUGCAAAAGUGAAAAAAAAUCCUACUUUACUCGUUUUCCUUUGGUCUGGUUAUUUGUUUUCUGCGAGUUCAUUCAAUUUGUGUUGUGCGGCGCCUUCCUUAGAGAGUAGACCCGUCAAAAUUCCGAGAAAAUAUAGACUAAAUCGGUGCUAUUACUAAUACUACUGCUUGCUGAAAGAAAAUCGGAAAAUGGAUAUCGAAGGGAGAAGCAGAGUAUGGAAAACUAUACCGAAGAAACCCCACUGCUGAUAUCCAGAACAACCGAACAGGCGACAAUCGACAGAAAGGACGGCGGAUACCUGAAGUGGAUAUAUUAGUUACUUUGUCCAAAGUGAACGUAGAAAAACGAACGGAUUAACAACAAUUCACAAUUUCCAAUAUCGGCCACCGUAAUAGGUGCAACAAACUUUCGGGAGCUUAUCGGCAGUACCAAUUUCCCCCUGAAAAACAACGACUAGGGAAGGUUGACAUACAUCGUCAUCAUCAUCAUCAGCAGCCAUCGUAGACGAAGUUGCAGCGGAGAAACUCUCGGUCCCCAAAAGAAAUCGAAACUAAAAUGUUUGCUUUCACAAAUUGCUACGGCCGGAUAGCAUAGAGGGAGCAAAAACCUCACAGACAGCGGGUCAGAAUCGGCGUUCAGAUUCAGACACAGCCAGCAACAACAAAAAAUACACUCUGCACGCGUGGGUUCGAGGCCAAUACCGUGAAUCAGCAACAGCAGCAGCAACGAAGUGACGAUUGCUCAUCCGUGAACUAUUGCUACUAAGGAAGAAUUAAUAUCCGCUUAUUUUGUGGAUUGCACUUGUGAUAUCUAUAGGUUUUAAGGAAACGCACUGGAUUCUUUCAAGAGAGAAAACGAUAGAGUGAUGCUUUAGGAAAAUUGAUUCAAAACAGAUAGAAAAACGUCAACGAUGACGAGUAUAUCGUACAAGACGACCACGGCAACCGGGGGAGAUGCAAACGGAUGCAUUGCUGCGGCUGCCUCUUCGUCCUCUUCGGCUGUGGCCGCUGUGUCAUUGAUGGCGGACAAGUCGAUUACGAUGAACCCGUCCCAGACGGCUUCCGCUCCCAUUGAUCUGGAUAACGAUCUGAUCUCAACUCUGAUAAAGGCCAAUGCGUCCAGCUCGCUAUUUGUGGCCAUGACCGGGGUACCGCUCCUGCAGAACAACAAUUAUCAGCUCAAUAGCACUAGCACUAGUUUGUACAAUAAUGAUAGCAAUAGCAAUGGUAAGACACAGUCAAAUGACAAACUCAACAGUAGCAGCAGUAGUACUGCGGCUGCCGGAAAUCUUCCCGGUGUCACGGGAGAGGACUACGAACGAGGCAAAUACAAAAACCCCCACGAAGUCAUGCUGCUGUACAUGAACAAGUUGACGCAGUACGAGCAUCACGAAAUCUAUCAGUACCCCAAGAUUUAUUUCAUCGGGGCCAACGCCAAAAAACGGAGGGGCAUUAGUAACUCAGAGUACGACAACGAGCAGGGCUCGUACAUUCAUAUCGCACAUGACCAUAUCGCGUACCGGUAUGAGGUGCUCAAAAUCAUCGGCAAGGGCAGUUUCGGCCAGGUAGUGAAAGCCUAUGACCACAAAAAUCAUCAACAUGUAGCACUAAAAAUGGUCCGGAACGAGAAACGAUUUCAUCGGCAAGCGCAGGAAGAGAUCCGAAUCCUGAAACACUUGCGGGCGCAAGACCGAAUGAAUUCAAUGAAUAUCAUCCACAUGUACGAUUAUUUCGUAUUUCGGAAUCACAUGUGUAUUACGUUCGAGCUGCUGUACAUCAAUCUGUACGAACUAAUCAAGAAGAACAAAUUUCAGGGCUUCAGCAUACAGCUGGUACGGAAGUUUGCUCACUCCCUACUAAAGUGUCUGGAUGCGCUUUAUAAAAAUAAGAUAAUUCAUUGUGAUAUGAAACCGGAAAACGUGCUUCUGAAACAGCAGGGCCGGUCCGGGAUCAAAGUGAUCGAUUUCGGUUCGUCCUGCUUCGAACAUCAGCGAGUGUAUACCUACAUCCAGUCGAGAUUCUAUCGAGCGCCGGAAGUUAUUCUCGGUGCCAAGUACGACAUGGCGAUUGACAUGUGGUCACUGGGUUGCAUUUUGGCGGAACUUUUCACCGGAUUCGCCCUGUUGCCCGGCGAAGAUGAAGCCGAUCAGCUAGCAUGUAUCAUAGAACUGAUCGGAAUGCCUCCGAAGAAACUGCUCGAUACUUCCAAACGAGCGAAGAAUUUUAUCUCGGCCAAGGGAUAUCCACGGUAUUGCAAUGUAAAAACCCUAGAAGAUGGCACCACGGUGCUGACGGCAGGAUUCUCUCGUCGCGGAAAACUGAGGGGACCCCCAGGAUCGCGUAGUUUAGUGAAAGCUUUGAAUGGUUGCGACGAUCCAUUAUUCUUGAACUUCAUCGAACGGUGUUUAAGGUGGGAGCCCGCCCUCCGGAUGACACCCGAAGCAGCGCUGAAUCACUUUUGGUUCCGAAGGUUGCUGCCUCCUUCCCCGAACGUAGCCACUAUCACCACCACCAGCAGUCCUUCCACCUCCAGCAAUUGCCAGAUUAACAAAGUGGUAGACAAUCCGUACCUGUAUGGAGAACCUCAGGCGUCAUCUCUAGUAACGACUACGACCUGCAACUCGCUUGUGGCAUCCCAUCACGGUAACUCCAGCUCUCUACAGUCACUCCAAUCCGCAUCGCUAACGUCGUCGGCGAUCAGCAUUCCAGCUGUAAGUGGCAGCCUAGGAUCCGGUAUCGGUGCAGUCGGAUUGGUCAGCAGUGGAGGCACACUCGGCAGGACGGCCGCGACCACCGUCAUCGAUAUUCCUUACAACUCGAACGACAAGAAAAGACUACUCAACACCUCCCCGCAGGCGGCUUCAUCGCUACAAUCAAAUCCCGGACUGGCAUCAACUUCCUUCGUAGACUACGUGGUCGUCAUCGAAUAAGCAAAGCUACAGUUUCCCAUAGUGUUGUGAUUUUUUUUUAAAUGUUUAUGACACACGAUUACUCCGUUCUCAGAGUCUUGAACCUGAGGCUGGCCUAGCCCCAGUGAUGAGUUGAGCUAUCGGCUUACUGAUGAUUCGUCACUAUCCAACACUCAAAAUGGGAGCAUAAAUUGUAGCAACGAAAUCAGCAACAUAUCAGGAAGAUUUUUUUCUUCGCAAGGAAAAACACAAAGAAACGAAAAUUCCUUCACUUUACACAGACGGAAUGAGGAGAAUCCCCUAGCAGAAAUUUACCUAAUAUAAUUUAAUUUUUCAAUGUUCCCAUUCGUAAUGAACAUCCAAUUGUAAGAGUUGCAUGAUGUGUGAGUAAUAUUUUUAAAGUAGCAGUUGUCGAAGAACGAGGAAAAACAGUAUACAUUUUUGUAAUGUAGAACGAAUUUAUAUGUUAGAAAUAAAAUUUAAAGAAUGCGAGAGAGAGAUUAAAACGCAAUACUGUUUGUGUCAGCAAGGUGCAGCGGCAGUGGCGAAUCGUUCCCCGGGAAAUAAACUUCGACUAUUAUAUAGGUCCGUAGUGCACUAUUUUUAAGGCAAUGUGACACUCACACUUAUGAAAGAAAACAAAAACAAAUGAGAGACAAUGCGAUUCAAAACCACAACCACAAACCAACCCACAUGCACACGUAAACUUACUCACUAACUUGCUGGUAGGAUUAUCCCAAUUAGUAAAAAGCAAAAAAAAAUAUAAAACAAAUUAUGCUAUGAAUGAAUAAAUAAGUUAAACAAUAAAUUACACUGCUUUAGUGCUUAGGUAAAUAAUUAGCAAAAUGUGAGUAUGGAAGCAAAAAAAAAAAAAAAAAUAACAAAUCGAACAGAUAUAAACAAGGUGGUAAAGUCCUUGUGUGGAUAACUUGGCUUAUGUGAAGCAAAUCAGUCAAACGCGGAACGAUAGUAUCCAUCAUCAAUACAAUAAUCAAGUUCGCUAACUGCUGGUGGCUGGUGGAAGUUAAGCUAUCAAAAAGAAGCAGAACGAGAGAGAUAGUAACGAAUUAACUUUUUACGAUUGUUGAUAGGCUGCAUAAUUAGACAACUACACACGCAUGUAAGAGAAACACUAGAACGAAAAACCACAAGAAGGACAUAGGAGGGUGAGAUGCUAUGAAUGCAACUGCGAGAAAGCAGGAUUACAACCAGUUUUAUUAGACGAGCGUCGAGCGGAGGUUAGUUGGAAUCGCAAUUUUAAUAGACACUAAUCGAAAGAGUGACACUCCCCCGUUCGUUGAAUGAUCGAGGAAAAUUUGUAUAAACCAAUUUGUUAGGGCUUUUGGAGGUAAAUUAAUAACCAGUUCAUAAAACCAAAAACAAAAAUUAAGGCUGUUACAUGAGCGCAUAUCGACUGCAUAAAAUAAAUUAUACUGAAUAAUAACCAACUACUUAUAACGAUAGCAUAUUGAAGAUUGAAAACACUUUGAUUUUGGUAGUUAUCGAAAGAUUUGAGGAUAAAUUUUCUGUUCAUUAACCGAGUGUCCGGCCAAAAAACAACAGUUCAGUGCUUGGCUUAAACAAUUCCUAUAUUUCAUCAUUUGGCUUAGAAUUUUGCACUCUUUAAUCCGAUUCGGGAUUCUUUCUUGUCGCGUUGGAUUGAUAACAGGUCAAUAUUAGUCUACCAUAAACAGUCCUCAUAUAUUAGACCAUUCAAGCCAAGUUCGAUCCAUCGAGACGUCAAUUAUUGAAAAAUAUUUGAUUUACUAAACGCUAGAAAGGAGUACGCAAAAUACUGAACAAUAAAAGAUACAAAGAUCAUGUUGUGACAGUCAUUUAGUGAUAAAUGGUAAAAAAUUGAAAACACAUUUUUCAACCUAGAAAAAUCAAAUAUUCACAAACAAAACGAAAUUUCGAAGCAAUCAUCUGAAAUAAGUUUUUUAACAUUUUCAUAAUACGACAGACAACUAAAACUUUCAAAAAAAUCAACGAAUUGAAUAAGUCACAUGUCAAUUUUUGAUUUGUGGCCAAUUUUUUAUCCAAAAGAAUUUCAUGAAUUUCAUGAAACCCAUCCUGAAAUUAGUAUGAUUGUUGCAAUGAAUGCGUUUGUUCAAAGAUACACGCACAACUCUUCUUCUUUCCUUCGAUAUUUCUUUUCGCCAUGUUUUCAACGUUUGUAGAAAUUGUUUAGGAACCAGAACUUUUCCAAAAGCAGCAUUUAUUACUAGCCAAAAACUACCUACUGAACAAAAGCACAAAAAAAGGGUAUACUUUUUUAAUUAGAUAAUUCAUCUACUGCACUGAGAUUGUAUCUUACCUGUGCUUGCAUUUCAAGUCAACUCACUGCGAUUUGUUCAUCAAAAUUUAUUCUUUCCGCAUCAUGCAUUUAACUAAUACCGUAUUUGUUUUCUCCCCUCGAUCAGUGUUCCACCGUACCCGACAAAAACAAACACAAAUCUUCGCCGGUGUAUUGCUACCUCACUCACUCACACGCUCUCUCGCAACACUGACAAAAUUUUCGGGGCACUACCGCUCGAUGGCAGUGCAACACCAGAUCAAAACCAGUGCAACACUCGGCAUAAACAAAUACGGUAUUAGACUAUUGCAUGUGGGUCGAUAAAUGAAAGUAGUUUGGUAGAACAGUUAUUAGGGAUGUGCAAAACGACACAAGCUAGCGAAAUCGAAGGAGCACGCCCAAAAAAAACUCAAAGGGAAAUCAGUUACAGUAAGGGGAAUUAAACUGCCAAUAAGUAAGAACCAACUGCUAAGCUAAGAGAGAUCAUCGUAACUUGUCAUUCUGAUUGCAUUCGUCACCCUUCGCCCAGAAAAAAAAACAACCUAAAAGUGUAGUACCUAGUUAGUUGCCCAUUCAUCAACAGUCGGUCUCAAAAGAUUUCCCACUAGGAUCAAAUAUUAAUCAAACCAGAAACACUCACCUAAUCGAUGUCAUAAAAUACCACCUACUCGCCACACAUACACCCGAAAAGAACAUACUUAAAACCUCUGUAUCUAUAAUUACUGACUAGAACUGAUAAUCCACCCCGAAAAAAAAACGAGAAACAAUAAUUGCUUUCCCAAAAAAAAGGUCAAACCUUACAAACCCCGGGUCAGGAAAGAAAAAGCGAAGCCACUUCAUCCACUGAGAACCAUUUAUAGAGCCAUUUUAUUCAAAGUCCUAAUCGUAACAAACAACAAUAUUAAACUUACUACUCGUGUAUACAAUCAACCAAUCAAACAAACAGAUUAAAACAUUUCUACAGCGUGUCGUACUGAAAUCAGGACUCAGAUUGUUUGCUUUUAACGUGUGAGAUGUCCCAUAAAAUAGAACUAGAAUUUUUCAUUUUGAUCCAGUUUAUAGUCAACUCAUAGAAUUGAAACAGCAUUUUUUAUAAAGCUCUUUUGGUUAAAAUAAAAAUCUUUUUCAAAUUUUGAAACAUGAGACAAUUUGGUAUAACAGUAGUUCGUUUCCUACCAAAAACUCUCGAUCGUAAAAUUAGUUGAAUGAAACGAUACAUUUAUGACAUUUUACUAAACAACCAUAUUCGAUUUGCGUUUGAUUUGUGUUAAUACACACUUAGUUGUUUUUCUUUUCGUUUUGGCUUUUUAAAAAUAGGUUUGCAAAUGUGUUCAUUUCAUUCACUUUUUUCUGCUCAAAUCGUGCACUUUGAUUCAACCACACAUACUUAAGGAAUUUUCUAUUUCGAAGUUAUCGAAAUGGAUCUCCAGUUCCGAUUCGAUGAUGAUAAACAUACAAUACACUCUGCACAUCCACUAUGUUUUAUUGUAAAAAAACAAGCCAAUGCUAGCUAUUCUGUACAUUAUUACUCCAUUGAAGCAAAACAAGCAGACACUUAUACCUAGACUAAGCUGCCCGCGAAGAAUGUUACAUUCUUUUUUUUCUAAGUGAAAAACCAAUAGCGAGAAUACAACUACACUAAAUCGCUGAAACAAUGUUACUGUACCAUAAGAAAGUAAUUUGUGAAACAGAAAAACAAAAUAACAAAAGGACUGUAUUACUAGUAAAGGUAACUAAAUAUAAUCGAACAAUAUUUGUAUAGUUAAAUAAAUAAUAAAACAGCAAAAAAAAAAAACUCUAAAAAGCGACGUGAAGUUAAAUUUUCUAACUUCCCGACACCGAGCUGGGUUGACGACACUCAGACCGGAAAGUCCGGACAGAUCUCAUAUGUCCGGAAUGUUCCGCGCUGCCGUUUUGAUUUUGCAUAACGCGCAACUUAUGUAGACAGAUAACUUUUGACGACAAUUUCUGUUUAGUUUUUUUUUCUUGCCUCUGGUGGGACUUGAUUCUCUCAAAUCGAUCCAUUCUAUACUUGAGCAGUGGCUGCUACAUUCUGUAAAGAGGUCUACUUCCCUUAGAAAAAAAUUUAAAAAAAAAGAAAAUACUCAAAAAAGGUCAAGUCCCUCGCGGUCCGGUAAAUGAAUUUGGAAACAGUACUGCUUGUUUCAGAAAAAUGUUUGUGAAAAUAAUUGAAACAACCAAUUUAUGUAAGCAAAACCUCCAACCUGUGUAUAGACCAUAAAUAAAAAAAUAAUAGCGAAAUGGUAACCAUUCAACAAAAAAAAAGAACAUUGAUUUACUGUUUGUAGUUGACGAUCACAUACACACUAUAUUAUUGGUAAAGGCAGAGAAUCGAAAAAAAAACAAAAAUUAUUACAGCUACUGCAAAAAGUAUGCAAAUUAUUGAUCAUCAUUGAGCAGAGCAAAGCGAACAGAAACAAAAAACUUUCAAAAAUAAGCAAAAAAAUAAACUAAAAUUAAAAACGUUAUUGCGAGUGAAAGAGCGCGCACGUGACGAUAACGUGUGCGUGCGCGCGCGCCCGAGAGCUAGAGAGAGCGAGAGAGAUAGAAUCCAUUCUAAGAUUUAGCAAUUUGAUGCAAAACAGAAACAAGUGAAAUUACGUUGUAAGGUGAAACAAAAAACAAGUAUGUAUAGAGACAAACAAAACAAAACAAACAAUUUAUGUCGGAAGAAAAACAAUGGA
Molecule: messenger RNA, 9119 nt
Organism: Uranotaenia lowii
Lineage: Eukaryota; Metazoa; Arthropoda; Insecta; Diptera; Culicidae
Gene: Dyrk3
Product: dual specificity tyrosine-phosphorylation-regulated kinase 2
Exons: 4
Coding region: 2121-4139 (672 amino acids)
Biological process (GO): peptidyl-threonine phosphorylation; peptidyl-serine phosphorylation
Cellular component (GO): nucleus
Molecular function (GO): protein serine/threonine kinase activity; ATP binding; protein serine/threonine/tyrosine kinase activity
Source: RefSeq, a predicted model, not a curated record